AUGGCCUCAUCAAAGCUCAAAACAUUUUCAUUCAUUUUAUAUGGCGUUGUUACUUUUUUGUUGCUAUGUGCUGUUCUUAUACUCAUUUUCAAAGAUGAUAAAUCAAAUUGUCCAAAACAAAAAAUUUCUAGUGCCGAAAUAUCCAAUCUGUUGAAUGAUACAUUAUCAACAGCGUCAAGUGAACCGGCUGUUAAUAAUAAAAAUCCUGAACCAAUAAAAGAAUAUAAUUUUGUUGGUGAAUAUGAGCUAGUUAGUAGCGAUAAUUUUGAUGAAUUCUUAUCCGAAUUGGGUAUCGGUUAUUUUACACGUUUGGCUGCAACGGCAGCAUCAUCACGUUAUUUUAUUACAAAAGAUGGUGAUUCAUAUACAUUGAAAACUGUGUCAACAUUUGGCAAUUCAGCCAUUACAUUCAAAGAUGGUGUACCAUUCGAUGAAGAUCGUUUGGAUGGACAAACAGUAAAAUCAACCAUGCAGAUUAAAGGCAACAAAUGGAUACAGAAACAAGAAGGUGAAGGACCAGAUGUUCAUAUUAUUCGUGAAUUUUCACCAGAACAGGUUAAAGUUACUUCAAUUGUCAAUGAUGUUGCUUCAGUACGAAUAUAUAAAAAAAUUGCCUAAUUAAGAAUGAUCUUCAUUCGUGUUUCCAAUCAUCAUCGAAUUAUUUAUUUUGUUAACAAGAAAAAAACGAAGAAGAAGAA
Molecule: messenger RNA, 698 nt
Organism: Dermatophagoides farinae (American house dust mite)
Lineage: Eukaryota; Metazoa; Arthropoda; Arachnida; Sarcoptiformes; Pyroglyphidae
Source: RefSeq, a predicted model, not a curated record